AUGCCGCAUGAGGGGUUAAGACUAAUCUUAGGAGUUACCAUAACCGCGAUCCUAAUAGCUAGUUACUUCAUUCCUGGAGAAGUAUUUUCUUCAUUAACACACAAAGAAAUAACAAGAGAAAUAAAGAAUAAAAUAAAAAAAAUAGACGAACUUAUUCGCGAGGCUUCUACACGACAGAUUGACUCAGUAAACAAAAUAAAAGUUGAAAGCGCAAAACGAAUCAUUGAUUUAGAAGAAAAAGGCAAAAAACUACACGAGGAACUAGAAGAACUAAAAAGGGAAGAAGGAAAACAAAGUAUAAACUAUCAAUCCAAGCUUUACGAGCGACAAGAAAAUACUGAAAUUUCCUCUUCUUCUCUCCUCUUUUGCGGCGAAGAAUUUAAUUCCAUCUUAACUACUAAUGAGUAUAAAAUUGAAAGUAGGAAAUUUAACCUUUCAGAAAAUAUUGUAAAUUUUGAUGAAUAUCAAGACAAAACUGUAGAAGAAGUAAAAGCAAAAAUUUUAGAAAUAAUAAAGAAAGAAGAGUCAGCUUUCUACACAAAAGAAUUUUCAGUUGCCUUUCUUAAAAAUAUUAAUAAAGUUGUUAAACAAGGAGUAAAAAAAUUGCUUUCGUCUCUUUUUGGACAAGAAGCAGAUGCUGAUUUAUGGAAAUACAAAGAAAGAUUUAGGCAACAAGAUGGGACCAUUGAGGAGAGAGAAGUAACCCCUAACCUGUCCAACUUUGUCUUCAUUGCUAGUAGUUCUAAUUCCAACUCUGAAGAAUUAGAAGACUUGCACAAGAACUUUCGAACAGUAGAAAUACCUUUAAGCAGGAAUAAAUUAAUGAUUUUCGCUCUUUCAGGAGGUCUGAUUUUUCUCGAAUCUGCGGUUAAGAAAAAAACUAUUCAAUCAUUUUUAGGCGAGAAUUAUGUAAUAUUCGCCACCAGCGGUCACUUACAAGAAUUAAAGAAAUCAGGUAUAUACAAUUUGGGAUAUCUCAAAAGAGAAAACAUUUCUUCAAUUUAUUUGGCCACCGACCCAGAUCGCGAAGGUGAAGCUAUUGCUCAAGAGGUAGUUUUAUUGUUAGAAUUAAGUCCAGGACAAUACCGACGCUUACUUUUUUACGAAAUAACUCCUCGCAAUAUUAACGAAGCUUUAAGUAAACCAUUAGAAUUAAAUGAUGACUUAGUAGAAGCACAGGUUUCUCGACAAGUGCUAGAUAGAAUGAUUGGUUUUUGUCUUAGCACAAUGCUCCAAAAGAAAUUACGGGCCCUGUCAGCCGGGAGAGUCCAAUCGGUAGUUUUAAAAUUGAUUGUUGAAAGAGAAUUUUUAAUAAAAAAUUAUGAAAAGAAAAAAGACUAUAUUAUCUGUGGUACUUGCCAAGUAAAGGAAAAAAAAAUAAUACUCAAACAAGUAAAUGAGUCUGGAGAGUUGAUUGUUUAUAAAAACAAAAUUGAGGCGGAGGAAGUUAAGAAUAAACUUAGCACAGUUUUCCAACUAGUAAAUAAAAAAGAAGAACAAAAAUUUAUUUUUCCUAAAUCAUCCUUAAUUACUUCUUUGCUACUUUUUGAAGCCAAGUCACAACUAGGAUUUUCAGUAGCCCAAACUACCCAGACCGCUCAAAAAUUAUACGAAGAUGCCCAUGAAUCUAUACACCCUACCUACUUGGAUUACCAUCCUGAAGAAAUAAAAUCAUCCUUGACCGAAGAAGAAUAUCAAUUAUAUAAAUUAAUAUUUAACCAUACUCUAGCCAGUUUAAUGAGUCCAGCUAAAGUAAACAAAAUUACUUAUACCUUUUCAAAUAAUAAUUAUCUCUUUGCCACUACCGAAAGAAUUUGCCAAUUUACAGGAUUCCUUGAUUGUUCUUUGGGAAUCUAUUUAACAAUUUAUAACGUGAAAUUAAAAAGCGAAAUAGCAGACCAUUCUAAACUGGAAGCCAAAAAAAUCGAAGUUCAAGAAUACACUGACAACAAACCAGUACGUUAUAAUGAGGGAAGCAUUGUCCAAGAACUAGAAAAACUAGGAAUCGGCCGUCCUUCCACUUACAAUACUUUUGGUCGUAUUCUACUGAAAAGAAAUUAUGUUGAACAAGAUAAAAAAGGACAUUUUAUCCCUACUGAAUUAGGAAUUGCAGUCAACAAAUGA
Messenger RNA from Ambispora leptoticha, 2124 nucleotides. The record is from the annotation of a GenBank genome assembly. Lineage: Eukaryota; Fungi; Glomeromycota; Glomeromycetes; Archaeosporales; Ambisporaceae.